Pararge aegeria (speckled wood butterfly) is the source of this 917-nucleotide messenger RNA. RefSeq names its product ommochrome-binding protein-like. The record is from RefSeq and is a predicted model, not a curated record. The coding region runs from base 23 to 889 and encodes 288 amino acids. Gene Ontology annotation, molecular function: protein binding. The transcript has a single exon. NCBI's taxonomy places the organism in Eukaryota, Metazoa, Arthropoda, Insecta, Lepidoptera, Nymphalidae.
CACGUUUUUUUUUGCUCUAAUAAUGCUACCUAAACUGAAUCUCUUCUUUUUAUUGAUAGUUUUAUUGGUAUGCGUGGAAGCUGGAGUACGUAUUUACGUGACAGACACACCUACAGAGAAGAUUGGAAGUAGAUUGUACAAGAAAGAAUUACUUACGAAUAAAUUUGUCGACCCUAAAGAACUGUCAUAUGACUCGUCAAGCAGAAACCUGUAUUUCAUGCAUAUGGAUGACGUAAUACAAAACUCUGGAAGAGCCUUUGUAAAUAUAAUAACAAAAGAAGCCACAAAAAUUAACGGUAUUGCCAGAAAUAAAGCGACUGCAGUAGAUCAAGACACAGGAGAUGUUUAUUUCGGAUCAGACAACGGUCUUUAUAAAUAUAACCCAUUGUUAAUAGAAGCGUUUAAUAUAGGACUUUAUAACAUGAAUAUAUUGAAAAUUGUGAUAAGAAACAACGAGAUGUACGUAAUAGAUGCAAACAGCCAUAAAAUAUACAAGAUAUUCCAUCAAGGCUCCAAAGCUAUACGAGUUGGAAAUAUGAAAGCGGUGCUGGAAUUCGACGUCGAUUAUCAUAAAAAUAUACACUAUGUAUCAAUGUGCGGCGUUUACUGUGCUAUAAACGGUGAUGAAAUAGUUAAAAAUAAGGAUCUGAGUGCAGUUUACCAUUUCAUAAGCGAUGAAUAUGUGACGUUUGGUGUGACGGAAGACGGACUGUAUGAAAUUGAUUGUUUUAACGGUACAGCCAAGCAUGUUGCUAACCUCAGCUUUUUCCCUCGUAGUAUUAUAUUUGGGGACUAUGGUGAUAUAUUCUAUUCGGUGGAAAACAGUAUUUAUAGAUUGAAACCGAUCAGUUCUUACACUGUUUAUAAUAUUCGUAGGAAAGGUACGUAAUUUUAUAAUAAAUAAAUUAAUAGUUCAA